GAGAGAGCAGGCUGGGGCUGACACACAGAAAAAGCGCCUGCGCGUUUCCAGAAACGCUAAGACAGAGAGAGAGGAAAAUAACAAACAGGGUUCUUUGUCUCAUCGUCGGGAGUGUUUCUCGCCCAGAGAGAGCUCAGAUACUGUGGGAUCAGCUUGCUGGCAGAGUGCACAUCGACUUCAGUGGAAACGUGGCCCCUUUUUCUCCCCCAGUGUAGCAGAAUACUUUGGAACAGUAACCAGCGAGGAGUCUGUCUCUUUACCUCGGUAUCUCAGCUGUCCUUUGUAUACAAACAGCCUCCAGCUCGGGAUUGCAGACACACAUACACAUAUAUACAUACUGCAGUCUACCAUGGAGACAAAGAGGGCUCUGAGAAUCGCCAGCCAACUCUGAUCACUCAGGAGAUGCAGAUCGACCUGUUACUACAAAAAAAAACAAUGUACGAAAAGGCAUCGGCGGAGAGAGAGCAACAGCCCCUGGACAUGGCAGGAGAGAGGGAUGCUUUCUGGUCUGACUGCCCAGAGAUCUGCCCUGCUCCAUCCAAUCCCUAAUCGGAACCUCCCUGGCGUGGCUGAGAACUGGGAGAGAGGAAUUCAGAUAAACCAGAGCACCAAAUAAUUUCAGCAAAACAAAACAAAAGAAGUAUUGAGAGGAGAGGCGAUGGAGAGUGUGGGGAAAUUCGAAUUCAACCGACAGGAUCUGAUCGGGCAUGGGGCUUUCGCUGUAGUUUUCAAAGGCCGUUACAUCGAGAAACACGACUGGGAAGUUGCCAUUAAAUGUAUCAACAAGAAAAACCUAGCAAAGUCACAAACCCUUCUGGGAAAAGAAAUUAAAAUAUUGAAGGAACUGAAACAUGACAAUAUUGUGGCGUUGUAUGACUUUCAGGAGAUGGCAAAUUCUGUCUAUCUGGUGAUGGAGUACUGUAAUGGGGGCGACCUUGCUGAUUAUCUCCACUCGAAGGGGACCCUCAGUGAGGACACCAUCCGACUGUUCCUGCAGCAGAUAGCUGGGGCCAUGAAGAUGUUGCACAGCAAGGGGGUCAUCCAUCGUGACUUGAAGCCCCAGAACAUCCUGCUGUCUUGUACGGGGGGCCGUAAAUCCAACCCCAGCAAUAUCCGGAUCAAGAUAGCUGACUUUGGCUUUGCCCGAUAUUUACAGACCAACAUGUUAGCAGCAACAUUGUGUGGAUCGCCCAUGUAUAUGGCCCCAGAAGUCAUCAUGUCCCAACAUUACGAUGCUAAGGCUGACCUGUGGAGUAUUGGAACCAUUGUAUACCAGUGCUUGACUGGCAAAGCUCCCUUCCAGGCCAGCAGUCCACAGAACCUGCGGCUACUUUACGAGAAAAACAAAAACCUUGUACCAAACAUUCCGAGAGAGACAUCCAGCCAGCUGCGUCACCUCCUCCUGGGUCUCCUGCUCCGUAACCACAAGGACCGCAUGGAAUUCAGUGAAUUUUUUCAUCAUCCGUUUUUAGAUGCCAGUUCUUCCAUGAAGAAAUCUGUCCCAGUGCCUAUGCCAGUCUACGCCAGUUCAGCCUCCACCAGUUCCUGCAGCAGCUCCUCCACCUCCCACCUUGCUUCAUCUCCAUCACUAGCCGAUGUGCACCAGCUCUCUGAGAAGGUUCUCACUCCCCCCACCCAGGAGAGCCCAGCCUUCCUGCAGGGCUCGAAGGAUUCAGGCAGUGGCAGCAGCAAGAAUUCCUCCUGUGACAUCGAUGACUUUGUGUUGGUACCUUACAACAGCCCCACGCAGUACUCUGGUGAGCUGCUGAGUGACACAAUGGCAGGAAGGACACUGAUUGACAGCUUGAAUUACAGCAGUGGCUCAGUCCUGACCUCAGCAGGGUUAGCAAGUCACGGGAGACCAUCAUCCCCUUCUGGGUCGUGCAGCAGUUCACCAAGCCCCUCCGGCCGGCUGUGCCAGGAAUCCGUCAGCACCUAUGGAGACACUGUCCCUAUCCCUGUGCCUACACAGAUUCUCAAUUACCAGCGAAUAGAGCAGAACCUUCAGGCUCCAAAGGCCUGCAGCUCUCCAAGGUCUGGAAGGGUUCGAAGGCCAAGCAAUCCCAGUCCCUUGGGUUUCAGCAGAACAGGGGCAUCCCCUCCACGUCCUGGAGAACAGCCGUCAACACCAUUUCGAAGAUCGUCUUCCGGGAACGUGAAACCUUUCUUGCCGUCACCACAAGUUGGCACAAUCCCUGAGCAACUGGAUCAGUUUGCUAACGCCACUCCUAUUGGAUCAGAGACACGGGUUAGACACACCUCACCAGGCCUUUUCCUGACAGAGCCACACCAGCAGCGCGGAUUGAGACCCAGAUUACACAGCGCUCCAAAUCUCUCGGACACACACCAGUGUCAGCAGAAGAUGAGGAAACAGUACUCUGAGCCGAUGGUGACCUAUAUGCCACACAACCAGCUCCUGCAGCCUUGCAGACAGAUGAGAUCCUCUCCCAAACUCUCGGAACUAAUUCAGCGGAGUCCACUCCCAACCAUCGUGGGUUCCCCGACAAAGGUUCAGCCUCCUUUUGAAUUCUCCGAGUCCCCUGGCUCUCCUAACCUCGUCACCUUGCUCACCCACCAGGGCCUCUCCCUGACUCCAGCUCCAGUUCGCAACAGGACAGUGCCAACUCUGACCCCCCUCCAGAACCAGCACAUCAACAUCGGACUCAAACCUGUCGAUGAGAUGAAGGGACCGUUUGGCAGGUCUCUCAGCGCUGGCAAACUGUCUGAUCUACUGCUGAAGGCAGCAUUUGGGGGACCCAACUUGGACCCUGUCAGCUACGAUAGCCUGAACACCGAGAAACCAAUGGAUGUAACAGGUCCUCCCAGAGGCUGCGUGUCUUCAGGGAUAGGGGCAGCCUACUCCAGCAGUCCAGCCCCCGUGGUGUUCACCGUGGGUUCUCCUCCCAGUGACACCUCCCCACACUCGGGCAGAACGCGAAUGUUUUCAGUUGGCUGCUCCAGUUCGAUGAGCUCAGUGGGCUCCAGCAGCAGUCCAGUGUUCCAGUGUUCACCAGCAGGGACCAGCGCAGAGUCCCCUCCGACAGCGUAUGAGGGACCCCCAAGUCUCCGGUACACAUACCCUGACACCAUCACCACGAACAUGGAGGCAAUGGUGACCUUCGAAGCACCAGAAUUACCAGAAGAAACUCUGAUGGAGCAGGAACACACCGAGAUACUGAAGAACCUGCGAUUCACCCUGGUCUUUGUUCGCUGUGUGAUGGAGAUAGCGUCGGCUAAGGGGAACCCCUUUGAGAUGGUCUGCAGCUCAGUCAGCUCUGCCAGCCAGCUCCAAGAGAGUGUGGUCGCCGAUCAGAUUAGUCUACUGAGUAAGGAGUGGAGUUAUGCGGAGCAGCUGGUUCUCUAUAUGAAGGUGACUGAACUCCUGGCAUCAGCUUUACACAUGAGCAAGAAUCAGAUCAAGGCUGGCAAGCUGUGCCCAUCAUCAACUGUCAAACAAGUGGUGAAGAAGCUGAACGAACACUACAAAUCCUGUGUGUCUCACUGUCGCUGUCUCACGGUCAGACUCCAGCGCUUUUUCAUUCAUAAACAACGGCUCAUGGACAGAAUAAACAGCAUCACUGCAGCAAAGCUGAUUUACAGUCAUACUGUACAGAUGGUUCAGUCCACAGCAUUGGAUGAGAUGUUUCAGCAGGGAGAGGACUGUAUCCAGCGCUACCACAAGGCACUGCUGCUAAUGGAGGGUCUCUCUCAGAUAAUCACGGAACAGGAAGAUGUGGACAACAUCAGCAAAUGUAAACAGAGCAUUGAACGCAGACUGUCUGCGUUACAGCCAGGACUGUGCGCGUGACGCUACACACUGGAGCACUUUCCCUCGUCUUGGGUCUUGCAGUGUCUAGGAUAUCCCGGAUACUGGAUCCAAACCAUCCCAGUCAUCCCUAGGAGCGGUUUGGAGUUUUAUCAUGUAAUCCUGCGAACCGAGUGACUCACUGGGGACUUGAAGUGGAAACCUUCUUUCCCCUCCCGCUCGCCUCCUCUCCUCUCAUGAACUGUGCCCCAUUACAGGAACACCUUCGGUGUUCCGUGGAAUUCUUCUGAUGAAGAGGAGCCUUCAGCAGCUCUUCACAAGGCACCUGAUGGAAGAGGAAUACUUGCCGUGGGAAUUCUCUCUGACAUUGCAUUUGGGCCUACCUGAAGACUCUUCAGCCUGGACCCUGUGGUCUGGUGAUUAACAAGUAAACAGAAAGCAUUAGUUGAUUGCUAAAGAAGAAGAUUAAACACUUGCCUUGCAAAACGUCAGUGAGAUAUUUGCAGAGUGACUAAGCUGUUGAUUUUUUUGUUGUUUUCCAUUGAAUGCUGCCUUGAAGCACUUUCCUCACUUUUUUUGUCUGAAGUGUUAAUUGUGCACACACACACACACACACAAACACACACCCGAGUAACCCCCUCACACUAGCCUGUAAGGUAGAGGUGCACUUUAUAUUAGCUUUACAUGGUUAUGAACUUGAACCACGCAGUGGCCCAUGUGAUGUAAGUACAGAAGGAUGGAAUGCAAAGUGUAAAUCCAGUCAGCCUGUUUCCUUUCUCCCAAACCUUCUAGCCCCCUCAGACCCUGCCAUUUCUCAUCUGUUCAUGUGUUGCACUAUCUGAGAAUUUCAGUAUGUAGUUGGUACUGCACAGUAUGGGCUGACAGAGAGAGAGUGUAUAUGUCUGUGUGUGUGUGUGUGUGUGUGUGUGUGUGUACACCCGAAUUUUUUCUCGGUUGAACUCUGCCUGGGAGACAUUUCCGAAGAGAAUUUCACAAACUAGCAACGAUAACAGACAAUCGCACCCUGUAGAUUGUUCUUCUGGACUUAUUGUUUUGGUUUUUGUGAGAUAAUUGAGUGUGCACCUGAGUGCAUGAUGGUGUGUGUGAAUACUUUGCUUUGUUUCAGUAGGUAAAUGAAGCUCAUGAGGACGAGAAUGGUGAGGGGUUUGAAUGGACAAGUGUGUGUACAUAAUUGAGUGCUUGCAGUUCCACACUGUAGCAAAUUGUCACUUGAAUGGAUAAUGAAUUUCAAGGCCACAUUGUCAACCAAUGAUUUUCUUUUCCCUCUAUCUUGCAUAAAUACUUGAAAAUUAGCCACUGUGUGUACACAAAAAUAUAUAUAUAUUGCAAAGAUAUCAAUGCCACCAAACAUUUGACUUAACCCUGAAUUGUGUAAGAUAAAUGUUAGCAGUUAGUAUUUAUUGCUUCAAGCCAGAGAGGAUUGUAAGCAAAUUGGAGUGAUUUACUGUACUCGAAACAUCAACUGUUUCCAAGACAACCGUUCCUUGGUAAUUUCUUUGUUAUUGAUGUGUAGUUUUUGUUUGAUAAAUUUCCCAAAAGCUUGAUCCUCAGCUCUCGACUUACAUCGUUCAGGUCGGAACUAUUCAAAGUGUGUUUUGUUAUUCCACAAUGUUAAAAUGCUGGAAACAUUUUCAUUUAUGACUUUAUUUCUGUGUGUGCUGUAACCUUUUUUUUGUCUUUGACCUGUACAAAAACAGAACAGAACUAAAUAAAACAGUUGGAAACGUUUGACAGUUCUGCUCCCAGUCCCUUUUGAAGAGAGUUUCAAGAUCACUCCAUUAUCUACUUGUGAGGACUGAGUUUCUAUGAGUACUUUCUGUGUUCAUGUGUCUG
Messenger RNA from Hemiscyllium ocellatum (epaulette shark), 5620 nucleotides. RefSeq names its product unc-51 like autophagy activating kinase 1 (gene ulk1b). Gene Ontology annotation, cellular component: autophagosome; cytoplasm. The transcript has 28 exons. NCBI's taxonomy places the organism in Eukaryota, Metazoa, Chordata, Chondrichthyes, Orectolobiformes, Hemiscylliidae. Gene Ontology annotation, biological process: axon extension; peptidyl-serine phosphorylation; autophagy. The record is from RefSeq and is a predicted model, not a curated record. Gene Ontology annotation, molecular function: ATP binding; protein serine/threonine kinase activity. Bases 659 to 3808 code for a protein of 1049 amino acids.